ACGACGCGGAAAACGUCACUUCCGUUGGAGUGCCGUCGGAGAGGAGAAAGGACACAACGAAACCGUUCAUUUUCUCCAGAUUCCAAGUGUAUAUGGGCGAUUCAGAUCGAUAUUAGAGUUUUAACAGAUCUUAACGGGGUGUGUUUUGGAGUGCACGGAGAGAUGUCGGACGAAUUGGUGAAGCAACUGAGCAGCUACAGAGCUCAGCUCCAGCAGGUGGAAGCGGCACUCUCUACCGAUCAAGAAAAUGAAGAUCUGCUAAAGUUACAGAAAGACCUUCAGGAGGUGAUUGAGUUGACAAAAGAUUUGUUAACGGCUCAGCCAGCAGAGGGCAUAGCUAGUAACAAUAGUUCGGAUGCUGCACCACCAAAACACAGCUGGAAAGUAGGAGAUCGUUGCAUGGCUUUGUGGAGCCAGGAUGGACAGCAGUACGAAGCAGAGAUAGAGGAGAUUGACAGUGAGAACGGCACAGCUGCCAUCACCUUCACGGGCUACGGCAAUGCUGAGGUGGUGCCUCUGCAUGCACUCAAAGCAGCUGAGCAGGCCAAAAGCAGCAAGGAGGAAGGAAGCAAACCCAAAUCCAAGAAGGAGCUGCAGGCAGAGCAACGGGAAUACAAGAAGAAAAAGGCACAGAAGAAAGUACAGAGGAUGAAAGAGCUGGAACAAGAGCGAGAGGACCAGAAAUCCAAAUGGCAGCAGUUUAACAAUAAAGCUUAUUCAAAAAACAAGAAGGGGCAAGUAAAACGCAGUAUAUUCGCCUCUCCUGAGAGCGUGAAUGGAAAAGUUGGUGUGGGUACGUGUGGGAUUGCAGAUAAACCCAUGACUCAAUAUAAUGACACAUCCAAAUACAAUGUGAGGCAUUUGAUGCCACAGUGAGGUGUUCAUGUCUGUGCUCAUCCCACCCCAAAAAGAACAGCUGGUGGAACAACCCGAAAUUGGUCUGGACACUGAAAGGAUCCUGCUAUACGAUUCCACCACAUUUUUAUUUUGGGACAUGGAAAAGAUUAUUUUGAGAUGUAAGAAAAGGAAAUAGCUGUUGAUUGGAAUGCAGAAGUUAUGAGUACAAGACUGCGGCUUCAGUGUGUUACAACUCUAAACUGUAACCUCAUAUUGAUAUAACCUCCACUGGAAGACAACCUGGAACUGUUCAACCAUCUAACUAUGAAGAGUAAGUUUGAGAUGUGUGAAUAUAAAUAACACACAAUUCAGAUAGAUCAUAUUAAUAAGCCACUGUAUCUGGACCUGCAUUUUGCCACUAGUCCAGGAUUUGUUUAGGGAGAAUGGUAAUAUAAUUUAUCUUAAUGGCCUUGAUGUACACCUAAUACACAGUAACUUUUAGUUUAGGCCCAAAUUGCAACCAUAUAACUAUUCCAGUGGAGAAGGGAACUCUGACUUUUUAGUAUUUAAACUUUUGGAUAUGCAUUCAGAUGCUUUUGGGUUAAUAUUGGAAAGUUAGGUGAGAAUAUUUGUGUGUUUUUCAUCGAAUAACCUGAGAGACUUUGUAUAGUUUGUAUGCUUAUUGUGUGUCAAAAUUAUUUGCUAAAAUGUCAGAGUCCUAUACAUCCACGCGUCACCAUUUUGUGGAAUUCAUUUCUGUUGUCUGUCUUAAUUUUGCUUUAAGGUUUUAUACACCUUUACAAAGAAUAAAGAUGUUUUUGUAUCUGUUGA
Molecule: messenger RNA, 1668 nt
Organism: Tachysurus fulvidraco (yellow catfish)
Lineage: Eukaryota; Metazoa; Chordata; Actinopteri; Siluriformes; Bagridae
Gene: smndc1
Product: survival motor neuron domain containing 1
Exons: 6
Coding region: 163-876 (237 amino acids)
Biological process (GO): regulation of alternative mRNA splicing, via spliceosome; mRNA processing
Cellular component (GO): cytoplasm; precatalytic spliceosome; nucleus
Molecular function (GO): RNA binding
Source: RefSeq, a predicted model, not a curated record